AUCAUAGUAUCAUCCCAUCCGAAGAACUAAAAAACAGGGUCUAAGAAGAGCAACUGUAAUGGCGUAUCUCCAUCUUCCUACUGCCUCACGUCCUGCUUUUAUGGUACCCAUCACAGCAGCGUCGUCUCCUCUCUCUCUUCCACCCUUCCCAACUCAAUACUCAACCAAAUUCUCCAAAUGGGUCCGGUCGAAGUCUUUGAAUCUGGUGCUCUCAGGGGCUCUCACGCUCGGACUCUCUCUCGCAGGAGUCGAAGUAGCAGAGGCAAAAGUUGGGGUCAACAAGCCAGAAUUGCUUCCUAAAGAGUUUAGUCCCGUCAUUGAUGUAGCGGGUUUCCUCUCUGACGGUCAGGAGAAAAGACUUGUUCAAGAGAUUGGUGAUAUUGAAAAAGAUACUGGGUUCAAGUUGAGAGUUCUGGCCCAGAAUUACCCUGAAACACCAGGACUCGCGAUCAAAGAUUUUUGGCAAGUGGAUGAUAGAACUAUUGUCUUUGUUGCUGACCCCACCUUUGGUAAUAUACUGAACUUCAAUGUGGGAGCUUCGAUUGAUCUAGAUAUUCCUCGUAGUUUCUGGAGCCGAUUGGCAGGGAAAUAUGGAAAUAUCUUUUAUUGGAAAGAGAAGGGGGAAGAUGCGUCAAUUGAAGCAGCUGUAAUGGCAAUAUCUAAUUGCUUGAGAGAACCCGUAAGCCCAAAUAAUUGCUCUGAGGUAAAAUAGUUCCACAAUGGAUACCAGAAGAAAGUUUCCUCAUUUGUACUCUCCGUCAAUUUUGUAACAUUUAACGUAAUAGAAAUGCUACAUGUACUUUCAAGUGCAUUUUCCCUAACGUAGCAGUCAAAAUUAUCAUUGGAUUUUAGAUCCAAUGGCGAUCUUCACUACCACGUCAAUGAGUGUUUUCUUAGAAGUGCAUGUAGCAUUUCUCAUAAUGUAAUGCUCUUGUGAUUUGUAGAGCUAGGUGGGUAUAUCAUGUACUAUUACAUUGACAGUAGUAAAGAUGGGAAUUCAUGUUUCCUCUGUCAUAUUGAAUUGCAGUCAGUACAUAGUGUAUUUGUAGAGUCAUGUAAUACAGUUCUCAAGAGGACAACAGAUUGAGCAGCA
This is a messenger RNA of Alnus glutinosa, 1093 nucleotides long. RefSeq names its product thylakoid lumenal 15.0 kDa protein 2, chloroplastic. The transcript has 6 exons. The record is from RefSeq and is a predicted model, not a curated record. Lineage: Eukaryota; Viridiplantae; Streptophyta; Magnoliopsida; Fagales; Betulaceae. Bases 59 to 712 code for a protein of 217 amino acids.